Messenger RNA from Eimeria maxima, 1314 nucleotides. Its product is annotated as phosphoglycerate kinase, putative. The transcript has 5 exons. Gene Ontology annotation, molecular function: phosphoglycerate kinase activity; ADP binding; ATP binding. Gene Ontology annotation, cellular component: cytosol. Bases 1 to 1314 code for a protein of 437 amino acids. NCBI's taxonomy places the organism in Eukaryota, Apicomplexa, Conoidasida, Eucoccidiorida, Eimeriidae. Gene Ontology annotation, biological process: gluconeogenesis; glycolytic process. The record is from RefSeq and is a predicted model, not a curated record.
AUGCUGUCCAGCAAACUCGGUAUCGAGGAGGUGGCGGAUCAGCUGAAGGGAAAGCGCGUAUUGAUGCGCGUAGACUUUAACGUCCCAUUGAAGGACGGGAAGGUUACGGACACCACCCGUGUUGUAGCAACAAUUCCUACAAUUAAAUACGCCUUAGAUAAAGGGUGCAGAUCUGUUAUACUUAUUUCUCAUUGUGGUCGUCCUGAUGGUCGUGUGCAGCCCUGUUAUAGUUUAGCUCCUGUUGUACCUAUAUUAAAGGAGGAAUUAAAGAAGAAUAAUAUAAAUAAUAAUGUAACAUUUAUACCUAAUUGUGUAGGAAAAGAAGCAGAAGAUGCAUCUAAUAAUAGUAAGAAUGGAGAUAUUCUUCUUAUGGAGAAUCUUCGCUUCCAUGUAGAGGAAGAAGGAAAAGGAGUAGAUGAGCAAGGAAACAAGAUUAAGGCAGACCCUAAGAAGGUUGAGGAAUUCAGAGCAUCUCUUACCAAAUUAGGAGAUAUAUUUGUUAAUGAUGCCUUUGGUACUGCACAUCGUGCGCAUGCAUCCAUGGUAGGAAUAAAUCUACCAUUAAGGGUUUGUGGUUUAUUAAUGAAGAAAGAAUUGAAUUAUUUCUCUAAGGCAUUAGAAAACCCUAAAAAACCCUUUCUUGCUAUAUUAGGAGGAGCUAAGGUUAAGGAUAAGAUACAACUUAUUAAGAAUCUACUUAAUAAGGUAGAUAUGAUGAUAAUAGGAGGAGGUAUGGCAUUUACAUUCAAGAAAGAAUUAGAGGGAAUGUCUAUUGGUGAUUCAUUAUAUGAUGAGGAAGGAGCAAAGAUAGUAAAAGAUAUAAUAAAAGAAGCAAAUAAUAAACAAAUUAAUAUAUUAUUACCUACAGAUUUUAUUAUUGCUAAUAAAUUUAGUCCUGAUGCAGAUACACAGAUAAAAACAGAUAAGGAAGGUAUUCCUCAAGGAUGGAUGGGUCUAGAUAUUGGUCCUCAAUCUAUUGAGGCAUUCAAGGACAUGGUAAAGAAAGCAAAAACAAUUGUAUGGAAUGGACCUCCAGGUGUAUUCGAGAUGCCAGCAUUCUCUAAGGGCUCGUUCGCUCUUGCUGCAGCAGUAGGGGAGGUAACUGCAGCAGCAGCAGCAGCAGCAGCAGCAGCAGCAGCAGCAGGACAACAACCAGAUGUUAUAUCUAUUGUAGGAGGAGGAGAUACUGCAUCAUUAGUAGAUAAAUGUAAUAUGGCUAAUAAGAUGAGUCAUGUAUCUACAGGAGGAGGAGCAUCAUUAGAAUUAUUAGAGGGAAAAGAGUUACCUGGUGUUGUUGCUCUAUCUAAUAAAUAA